This is a messenger RNA of Synchiropus splendidus (mandarinfish), 603 nucleotides long. RefSeq names its product tripartite motif-containing protein 29-like. Bases 1 to 603 code for a protein of 200 amino acids. The record is from RefSeq and is a predicted model, not a curated record. NCBI's taxonomy places the organism in Eukaryota, Metazoa, Chordata, Actinopteri, Syngnathiformes, Callionymidae. The transcript is spliced from 2 exons. Gene Ontology annotation, molecular function: zinc ion binding.
AUGAAGAGGCAGAACUUGGAUGUUCGACCAGGGACUGACCCAGGGUCAUCCAGCCACAGUCACAUGAACAAGGUUUACAAAUGGGACGCAAGUUACUGGGACUCAGAAGGUGAGAGGAACAUCUGCCAGUGUCCUCAGUGCAGUCAGACCUUCACCCCGAGGCCUCUCCUGCAGAAGAACGUCAUGUUAGCAGAGUUAGUGGAGGAGCUGAAGAAGACUGGAUCCCCAGCUGCUGACCUCUGCUAUGCUGGACCUGAAGAUGUGGCCUGUGACUCCUGCACUGGGAGGAAGCUGAAAGCCCUCAAGUCCUGUCUGGUGUGUCUGACCUCUUACUAUGAGCAACACCUCCAGCCUCAUCUAGAUGCUCCGGCCUUCAGGAGACACAAGCUGGUCCAGCCGUCCAAGCAGCUCCAGGAGAUCCUCUGCCCUCAACACGAUGAGGAGAAGAAGAUGUUCUGUCGUACUGAUCAGCAGGUCAUCUGUCACCUCUGUGCUGUGGACCAACACAAAGACCACCACAUUGUCUCGGCCGCAGCAGAGAGAAGAGAGCGAGAGAAAGAGGUGGAUCAGAGUCGAGUGGAUGUUAGUUUGAAACUGGACUGA